This is a messenger RNA of Candidozyma auris, 1125 nucleotides long. It is a transcript of the gene RAD14, whose product is annotated as DNA repair protein RAD14. Gene Ontology annotation, molecular function: damaged DNA binding. NCBI's taxonomy places the organism in Eukaryota, Fungi, Ascomycota, Pichiomycetes, Serinales, Metschnikowiaceae. The record is from RefSeq and is a predicted model, not a curated record. Bases 1 to 1125 code for a protein of 374 amino acids. Gene Ontology annotation, biological process: nucleotide-excision repair involved in interstrand cross-link repair; base-excision repair; UV-damage excision repair. Gene Ontology annotation, cellular component: nucleotide-excision repair factor 1 complex. The transcript is spliced from 2 exons.
AUGGCAGUACAAAACGGGAUCUCUCCUGAACAAAGGGCCCGAAUCGAAGCAAAUCGACAGAAGGCAUUGGAGAGACUCCAGCAAAGAAGAGGUGGCGACGCUGGUGCAUCGCAGCCAUCUAACUCAUCGGCAGCCGCCCAGGCCAGUUUUCAGAACAGACACAAAGAUGCUCCUGGAUCGGCGGCUCCUUCACGAGUGAUCCUUCCACUUCCGAGAACAGAGCUCACGCCUGAGCAAAAAAAGCGUAUUCAACAAAACAGAGAACGUGCGGUAGCUUUACAGAAGGAGCGGCAAAGACAGUAUAGAGACGCCACCGCAGAAAGUGACAUUGGGCUGUUCAAGACAGAGAGAGAACGAAAAAAGGUGAAGCUAGAGCAACAGUAUCAGCCGCCGUCGAUUCGAAAACAGGAUUAUAUCGAGUAUGACUUCUCCACCAUGAAAGAUAGCAAGGGAGGGUUUCUUGAAGAUUCGGAAAAAAACGGUCUUAAGGGCGUAGAAGAGGAACCGGAGUCGCUUCAGCAGUGGAAAGAAAGACAAAAAAAGGAGCACUUGGUGAAGGAUCUAGCGCCGCCUCUUGAUUUGGCGAACGCACCCAAGUGCUUUGAGUGUGGUUCCUUGGAAAUCGAUCCAAAUUUGUAUUCGAAUUUCCGUGAGGUGAGAGUGUGUCGGCGGUGCCAAAAGGAAAAGCAAGACAAAUACUCUUUAUUGACGAAGACGGAGUGUAAAGAGGACUAUCUCUUGACGGAUCCCGAGCUUCAAGAUACGGGGCUCCUUCCGAGAAUUGAAAAGCCCAACCCGCAUGGGUUUCUGCGUAUGCAGCUAUUUCUUCGUUUUCAAGUCGAGGAAUUUGCCUGGAAGAAAUGGGGGUCGCCAGAGGGGCUAGAUAAGGAGUGGGAGAGGAGAGAGACGAUGCGUCUUGAAAGACGAGAGAAGCGGUAUCAAGACAAGCUCAAGGAGAUGAGAAAGAAAACAAGAGCAGAAGAAUAUACGAGGAAGCUCCGAAAUGGAAUGUCGCUUGGAGAAAGACAUGUUCACAGUUGGUCAGAGCCGAUUUCUGCUGGAGGAAACAUCGUGAGGCGACGGUGCAUCGAUUGCGGCAUCGAGACCGAGGAGGUGAUGAUAUAG